Molecule: messenger RNA, 1578 nt
Organism: Acanthamoeba castellanii str. Neff
Lineage: Eukaryota; Discosea; Longamoebia; Acanthamoebidae
Product: carboxylesterase superfamily protein
Exons: 3
Coding region: 1-1578 (525 amino acids)
Source: RefSeq, a predicted model, not a curated record
AUGCGCUCCGCUGUCCCCUUCAGCGCGCUCGUCUUGGCCUUGGCCCUCUGCGCCGUGGUGGCCACAGCCUCCAAAAACAGCUCGCCCGUGCUCGUGGUCCCCACCGAGUCGGGCCUCGUCCAGGGCUUCGUGCAGAACGACCUGGCACGCGCCUUCCUCGGCAUCCCGUUCGCCGACCCGCCGCUCGGGGCCAAGCGCUUCGGCGUGGCCACGCCCGCGGCGCCGUGGACUGGCGUCUACAACGCGACGGCCUUCCCCAAGCCCUGCAUCCAGUCAUCGACCGUCGGCGUGGAGGACUGCCUCUACCUCAACGUGUUCACCCCCAAGAACGCCAAGGCCGGAGAUAAGCUGCCGGUCAUGGUGUGGAUCCACGGCGGUCGCUACUGGGCCGGCCAGACCGACCAGUACCAGGGCCAGUGGCUCGCCGGCAAUGGCAACGUUGUCCUCGUCACCAUCCAGUAUCGCCUCAACACGUUGGGCUUCUUCGCCACCCCGGAGCUCGUGGAUGCCGGCAGCAUCAACGUGGGCUUCCAGGACCAGAUCCUCGCCGUCGAGUGGGUCCGCAACAACAUCGCCAACUUCGGCGGCGACCGCAAGGAGAUCACCCUCUUCGGCGAGAGCGCCGGCGGCAACGCGGCCAUGCUCCACACGAUGGUGCACAAGUACACCAACCCCGGCGCCUACCUCGAGUACGCCGAGAACGUGAUCCUGCACUCGACCUGGCAGUGGGUGAUGCCCACGCUGGCCCAGCAGCUGUCGGCUUCGAUCAAGUUCGCCGCCAGCAAGGGCUGCAACCAGACCGCGAGCGCCGACAUGCUGGCCUGCAUGCGCGCCCUGCCCGUGAAGAACGUGACCUCGGGCUACGUCAACUACUUCCAGCCGUCGGUCGACGGCAUCUUCCUGACGGACCAGCCCUACAACUUGGUCAAGCGCGGCGAGUACAACACCGACGUCAACGUCAUCAUCGGCUAUACGGCCGACGAGGGCAACUACCUGGCCCUCUCGCGCAACAGCUACAAGCCCCCGAGCGCCAACCUGACCGAGGCCGACUACAUCCGCGUCGUCAAGACCAACAGCCUGCGGUUCUGGCUGACAGACGAGCAGAUCGACAACGUGUUCGGUUGGUACGCCGCCCACACCGCGGCCGUCGGCUACUGGUAUGGCGAGGCGCAGUUGUUGGGGGAUUUCUACGUUAACUGCGGACAACCUGGCCGCGCCCUACUUCGCCAAGCACGGCCCGACCUACGCCUUCCUGUGGAACUACACGAGCCCCAACUACCCCGACAGUUCCUCCAGGCCGCCCACGGCAACGAGCUGCCCUACGUGUUCAACGCCACCGUCUACACGCCCUACGCGUUCGCGCCGUCCGACUACGCGCUGGCGUCGCGCAUGAUCGCCGCCUGGUCGCGCAUCGCCGACAAGGGCAAGCCCGACUCGAGCGAGUGGCCCAAGUACAAGAAGAACAGGCCCACCGACGCCGACCUCAACCCGCCCACGCGAACCGUGCCCUUCCUCCAGUCCAACUUCUGCGCCAACUGGGAGCCCAUCUUCUCCACCAACUCGGUCGUCCAGCCCUAA